AUGGGCUUCGAGACAAGCCAGACAAGCAAAGGACACCAAGCAAAGCACGCCAGGCAAAGCACACCAGGCAAAGCACACCGGGUGCUACGACACCAAGUGCUACACGAUCCGUCUCCCUGCUACAACAUCGAUCUCCCUGCCACAAGCCAAUCGCCCUGCCACAACCGGCGCUUUCUUUUCCUCCUUCGUCAACCACUGCCUAUCGUCUCUUCUCUUCUCUUCUCUUCCCUCGCAAACCUCGCAAACCUCGCAGCGCUCCCACCCCGUGAUCCGGCGCAGUGCAAAAAACGUAAUUCUCUAGUCCUUUUCGCUGCCUUCUCGCUGGCCCAAGUCACGCCGCACAAGAAAAGACCGCAGCGAAAAAGAAGCGCUCCCGCACCGCAACGAUUGGUAGUGGCAGUCGUAGCACCUGCCGUGGCACUCGUCUGGCGUAACACACUGGCUCGAAUUGUUGGGUGUGUGUCGGGUGUGCGUAUAUAA
This is a messenger RNA of Lachancea nothofagi CBS 11611, 480 nucleotides long. Lineage: Eukaryota; Fungi; Ascomycota; Saccharomycetes; Saccharomycetales; Saccharomycetaceae. The record is from the annotation of a GenBank genome assembly.